UGCUGAGCGGGCUGGCGGCCAUUUUGUGAAGCGGCGAAAGAGGUGGUGGCUGCAGUGGGCUCCGGGAAGCCGUUCGGGCUGGGGCUGUCGGCCGCGGGGCAGAGGCACUCGCGCGGGGGGUAACUCGGGUCUGGGUUCGGGUGCCGCGCAGCUCUCCCCGGAUUGACUUGGCCUCUACUUCUUGUUAAGAAAAUACAUCUCUUGUUUUAUCAGGUGUGUGUGGUUUCAGCGCAGCAUGGCUGUGGUCAUCCGUUUGCAAGGUCUCCCAAUUGUGGCGGGGACCAUGGACAUUCGCCACUUCUUCUCUGGAUUGACCAUCCCUGAUGGGGGCGUGCAUAUUGUAGGGGGUGAACUGGGUGAGGCUUUCAUCGUUUUUGCCACUGAUGAAGAUGCAAGGCUUGGUAUGAUGCGCACAGGUGGUACAAUUAAAGGGUCAAAAGUAACACUUUUGUUGAGUAGUAAAACAGAAAUGCAGAAUAUGAUUGAACUGAGUCGUAGGCGUUUUGAAACUGCCAACUUAGAUAUACCACCAGCAAAUGCUAGUAGAUCAGGACCUCCACCUAGCUCAGGAAUGAGUGGCAGGGUAAACUUGCCUACAACAGUACCUAACUUUAAUAAUCCUUCACCCAGUGUAGUUACUGCCGCCACGUCUGUUCAUGAAAGCAACAAAAAUAUACAGACAUUUUCCACAGCCAGCAUAGGAUCGGCUCCUCCAAAUAUGGGGGCUUCUUUUGGGAGCCCAACGUUUAGCUCAACCAUUCCGAGCACAGCGUCUCCAAUGAACACAGUCCCACCACCACCAAUUCCUCCAAUCCCAGCGAUGCCAUCUUUGCCACCAAUGCCGUCCAUUCCCCCAAUACCAGUUCCUCCUCCAGUACCUACAUUGCCUCCGGUGCCUCCUGUGCCCCCAAUUCCCCCAGUCCCUUCUGUGCCACCCAUGACCCCACUGCCACCCAUGUCUGGCAUGCCACCCUUGAACCCGCCACCUGUGGCACCUCUGCCUGCUGGAAUGAAUGGCUCUGGAGCACCUAUGAAUCUGAACAAUAACCUGAACCCUGUGUUUCUGGGUCCACUGAAUCCUGUUAACCCUAUCCAGAUGAACUCUCAAAGCAGUGUGAAACCACUUCCCAUCAACCCCGAUGAUCUAUAUGUCAGUGUGCAUGGAAUGCCCUUUUCUGCAAUGGAAAGUGAUGUCAGAGAUUUUUUCCAUGGGCUCCGUGUUGAUGCAGUGCAUUUGUUGAAAGAUCAUGUAGGUCGAAAUAAUGGGAAUGGAUUGGUUAAGUUUCUCUCCCCUCAAGAUACAUUUGAAGCUUUGAAAAGAAACAGAAUGCUGAUGAUUCAACGCUAUGUGGAAGUUAGUCCUGCCACAGAGAGACAGUGGGUAGCUGCUGGAGGCCAUAUCACUUUUAAGCAAAGUAUAGGACCUUCUGGACAAACCCAUCCCCCUCCUCAGACACUUCCCAGGUCAAAAUCGCCCAGUGGGCAGAAAAGGUCAAGGUCAAGAUCACCACAUGAGGCUGGUUUUUGUGUUUACUUGAAAGGGCUACCAUUUGAAGCGGAAAACAAACAUGUCAUUGAUUUUUUUAAAAAGUUGGAUAUUGUGGAAGAUAGUAUUUAUAUUGCUUAUGGACCCAAUGGGAAAGCAACUGGUGAAGGCUUCGUAGAAUUCAGGAAUGAGGCUGACUAUAAGGCUGCUCUGUGUCGUCAUAAACAAUACAUGGGCAAUCGCUUUAUUCAAGUUCAUCCAAUUACUAAGAAAGGUAUGCUAGAAAAGAUAGAUAUGAUUCGUAAAAGACUGCAGAACUUCAGCUAUGACCAGAGGGAAAUGAUGUUAAAUCCGGAGGGGGAUGUCAGCUCUGCCAAAGUCUGUGCUCACAUAACAAAUAUUCCAUUCAGCAUUACCAAGAUGGAUGUUCUUCAGUUCCUAGAAGGAAUCCCAGUGGAUGAAAAUGCUGUACAUGUUCUUGUUGAUAACAAUGGGCAAGGUCUAGGACAGGCAUUGGUUCAGUUUAAAAAUGAAGAUGAUGCACGUAAGUCUGAACGCUUACACCGUAAAAAACUUAAUGGGAGAGAAGCUUUUGUUCAUGUAGUUACUCUAGAAGAUAUGAGAGAGAUUGAAAAAAAUCCCCCUGCCCAAGGAAAAAAAGGGUUAAAGAUGCCUGUGCCAGGUAAUCCUACAGUUCCAGGAAUGCCCAAUGUGGGAAUGCCCAGUGCGGGAAUGCCUGGUGCGGGAAUCCCCGGUGCAGGAAUGCCUGGUGCGGGAAUGCCUGGCGCAGGAAUGCCUGGCGCAGGAGUGCCCGGCGCAGGAGUUCCCGGCGCAGGAGUGCCCGGCUCAGGUGUGCCUGGUGCAGGCGUGCCCGGUGCAGGAGUGCCCGGUGCAGGAGUGCCUGGUGCAGGAAUGCCUGGUGCAGGAGGUGAAGAGCAUGCCUUCCUGACUGUAGGAUCUAAGGAGGCCAACAAUGGGCCUCCAUUUAACUUUCCUGGUAAUUUUGGUGGGUCCAAUGCCUUUGGGCCACCACUCCCUCCUCCAGGAUUAGGAGGAGCCUUUGGUGAUGCUAGGCCUGGUAUGCCUUCAGUUGGAAAUAGUGGUUUGCCUGGUCUAGGACUGGAUGUUCCAGGUUUUGGAGGUGGACCAAAUAACUUAAGUGGGCCAGGAUUUGGAGGAGGCCCUCAGAAUUUUGGAAAUGGCCCUGGUAGUUUAGGUGGCCCCCCGGGCUUUGGAAGUGGCCCUCCUGGUCUUGGAAGUGCCCCUGGGCAUUUGAGUGGGCCACCAGCCUUUGGGCCUGGGCCUGGCCCUGGCCCUGGCCCAAUUCACAUUGGUGGUCCCCCUGGCUUUGGAUCUAGUUCUGGAAAACCAGGACCAACAGUAAUUAAAGUGCAGAAUAUGCCCUUCACUGUGUCUAUUGAUGAGAUUUUAGAUUUCUUUUAUGGCUAUCAAGUGAUCCCAGGCUCAGUGUGUUUAAAAUACAAUGAAAAAGGUAUGCCCACAGGCGAAGCCAUGGUGGCCUUCGAAUCUCGGGAUGAAGCCACAGCUGCUGUCAUUGACUUAAAUGACAGACCUAUAGGCUCAAGGAAAGUAAAACUUGUCUUAGGGUAGCUGCUCACAUCAAUUCUUUAUAGGGUAGAUCUUCAUAGUGCUGUGAUUAAUGCAUCCAGAUUGUUUUCCUAGUAUUUCCAGGUUAGAACCUGUGGAUUGUUUCAAUUGCAUAUAGAUUGGUUUCUGUAACAUAGAGCAUUGGUUGACUGUUUACAGAAGACUCACUACCAGGAUAAAUAUUGCUGUAUGUUACAGUAAAGCUGUCUGGAGAGAACACAAAAAUGAUUUUGGCGUACCAUUAGAGAAACCAUUUGUAAAACACAAAUGACCACAUAAAGCUUAUCAAGGAGUUUAGAUUGGUUUUGUUUUAUACCAUAUGGGAUGAAGAAAAUAGAAAUGUCAAUAGAGCUCAUUAAGGGUGCUCUUGCCAGCUGCUGAAAAAUAGAAGUUGGCUGCUCUUGGAAUUUGGUUUAAAGCUGGACAGAUUUGCUUUGUUAUAGGGUCAAAGCUUUGUCUAAAGUCCUCAUUUUCUUUUAAAAUUGAAUAAAAUCUCUGUAUACAGAUUCACUGUAUGUACCUUUAUUGCUUCUUGAGGGUUCUUGCUGUAUAGACAGUCCUGCUUCUGAAGUUGCUGCUUUUUUGUUUGCCUAAUUGACUCAUUUGUAAAUGAGCAGAACUGUUUUGUUGUUGUUGUUUUAAUAUAAAACUCCACACUUGGUUUGUGCUAUAACCUUGAACUUUGAUUUCUAAUGUCACACUUAAAACUGUGUGAAAUAAGAACUUCUGCCACAAAAAUAAAAUACAGAGUCCUCUACCUACCAGAGCCUUUUUGGUUUGACCGCCAUGUUUUAGUUUAGACAGUUUAAAAAUUGUUCAUGUUGUUUGGAUGGCUUUGAAAACCAGAAACCACUUCUAAUGAUCAUUGUUUAAAAUGCCAGAUUUGAAGUCCUGUCCAUGAUGGACUAAUGUUCUGGCAGUUUCCUUCUGUCCCAAAUUUGUGUGAAAUUUUGGCCUGUAACUAAACAAAGAGUGUCCAUUUAUAAGAAAGAGCAUUAUAUCUAUGUUUUUUUUAAAAAACUGAAGUUGAAAUUGUUAGCUUUGUAAGCAGUAGUGUUAUAGAAUAAAAGAUUCAUAAGCUGUUCCAUAGAUGUGCAUUUAAUCCUGUUACUUGGAGGCUUUUUGGUCUAGUUUGAUCAGGAGCCUGUUCAUAAAAAUUCUUCAUACCGAGUACAAGUGCAGCUGCCAGAGGGGAGAGAAUUGAGACUCUUUGCCCUUUCAUAUUCUUCUUUGGCAUUCAGGACACUGAGGCAGGAGGACCAAGUGGGUUCUGGUUGGUAAGUGUCCUUGUCAUAAAAACAUUUGCCUUACAAGAUCCUGCUCACUGCUACAAAAGGCUCUAUUUAUGGUUACGUUCCUUCUUAGUUAAAAUGCUCUAAAGAAAGAUGUGUCACAUUAUAUUAUAAACAUACAUGGAAUAGGAGAUUGGUGAGAUAUCAUGAAAAACAAAUUUUGUCUUUAACAUGGGCCUCUGUCUUGGUUUGAAACAUCCCCAACAUUUCCUGCAAAUCAAUGUACUUACAAAGGGGUCAGCCUUUUAAAAGAGUUAUUUCCUAUUAAAAAAAAAAAUAGUGCCUUUUUGGUGUUGCAAGUCAGUGGAACACUGAAAUACAGCGUCUCGUGUAACUUAGAGUUAAGAGUGGCAGCAGUUUCAUUUGCGUGAUAAGAUUUGGAAAGCCUUUUCAUCACUACAAUCUUAGAGGUUUGACAGUACAGGAUUUUUUUGUUUAGGGAAAGGAUUGUUUAGACUUUCAAAGAAGACAUGGCUGUGUUGUGGGUCUUUUGACAAUUCAUGAAUACAAAUUUGCUUUGACAGAUCUCUAGAUACUGCCUCCUCAAGUAAAAAAAGCAAUAUGAUGUUUAUAUAUGCUGUUCAAUUUAAGUUUUCUGUUAAGUAAUCAUUUCUCAUUCCAAAGACCGAGUGCAGAAAACUUCAGCGCUGCUUGGGAGUCUUAUUUCAACUGCAGAUUAUUUUCCCCAUUGGAGAGCUGACUGUUUUCAUUUUAGAAAAAUGGGUUGUUUGAAGAUGAAAGCCUUUUAUCUUUUUUCACAGUUUAUUUUGGUUAUAUGUUCGUACAAUCUUACUAAAUAUUUCAUAUACUUUAUUGCAACUACUUUGUUAUUUCUACAUCUUAGAUAAAUGCUGAAAAGGAAAACUUGAUUUCAUUGUUCAUCAAAUUAAAUAAAUUAAGAAAAUAGUGGUUUGUGUAGAAUUUGGAGAGAACUAUGUUCUAUAUUUGGUUGAGUCACAACAGUGCUUCUCUUGUUGUGAAAUGUAAUUAAAUGCUUUGCCCUCUGGAACUUGAUAUUUGUGUAUCUGAGACUUAUUAAUAUAGUGCUAACUGCUAAGCGUACUGUUCAUCUUGUUCUGGGCACUGGAGUUUGAGUUU
Messenger RNA from Lutra lutra (Eurasian river otter), 5484 nucleotides. Its product is annotated as RNA-binding protein 12. Gene Ontology annotation, biological process: cellular response to calcium ion; regulation of RNA splicing; positive regulation of tumor necrosis factor-mediated signaling pathway. The transcript is spliced from 3 exons. Bases 236 to 3097 code for a protein of 953 amino acids. Gene Ontology annotation, cellular component: nucleoplasm; plasma membrane; ribonucleoprotein complex. Lineage: Eukaryota; Metazoa; Chordata; Mammalia; Carnivora; Mustelidae. Gene Ontology annotation, molecular function: calcium-dependent phospholipid binding; RNA binding. The record is from RefSeq and is a predicted model, not a curated record.